Alexandromys fortis (reed vole) is the source of this 3167-nucleotide messenger RNA. It is a transcript of the gene Pop1, whose product is annotated as POP1 homolog, ribonuclease P/MRP subunit. The transcript is spliced from 15 exons. Gene Ontology annotation, biological process: tRNA 5'-leader removal. The coding region runs from base 117 to 2906 and encodes 929 amino acids. Lineage: Eukaryota; Metazoa; Chordata; Mammalia; Rodentia; Cricetidae. The record is from RefSeq and is a predicted model, not a curated record. Gene Ontology annotation, cellular component: ribonuclease MRP complex; nucleolar ribonuclease P complex.
CCGGGACACGUGGAGGAAGCCGCCGUGCUGGCGCAGGCGUCCUCAGCUCGCUUGCUCACUCAGUCGCUGCGGUGGGAGCUUUCUGACCCGCGGAACCCUCAGAGAGUCUGGCAGAAAUGUCGAACGCAAAAGAAAGAAAACAUGCUAAGAAAAUGAGGAACCAGCCCACUAAUGUGACUUUAGCCUCUGGCUUUAGGGCUGAAAGAGGUGGAAAGCACCAUUUUGGAGCAGGGAGACCUUUUCAAUCUCAAAAACAAGAACUUCAUUCUGGAACCUCACAGCAGUGGCAGAACAAGAUGAGUCCCCACUUGCUCCCUGAGUCUGAUGGGAAUGAGCAAUCUUCCUCCAAAAUCAUGUUUAAGAAAAAGGGAGGCUGGAAAGCGGGUCCUGAGGGCACGUCCCAGGAGAUCCCCAAAUACAUAACCGCCUCUACUUUUGCCCAAGCACGCGCUGCUGAAAUCAGUGCUAUGUUAAAAGCUGUGGCCCAGAAGUCAUCGAAUUCGCUGGUUUUUCAGACUCUUCCAAGGCACAUGAGGCGAAGAGCCAUGAGCCACAAUGUCAAACGCCUUCCUCGACGGUUGCAGGAGUUGGCCAAAAAAGAGGCAGAGAAAGCUGCUCAUCAGAAAAAGGAGCUUUCAAAAAAUAAAUGCCACAAAGCCCGAAGAUGUCACAUAAACCGGACGCUGGAAUUUAACCGUAGACAGAAGAAGAACAUAUGGUUGGAGACUCACAUCUGGCAUGCCAAACGCUUUCACAUGGUGAAGAGGUGGGGCUACUGCCUCGGGGAGAGGCCCACGUCCAAGAGCCACCGGGCCAGCUACCGCGCCAUGACGAACCUCUGCCUCCUUCAGGACUUAUCGUAUUACUGCUGUUUGGAGUUGAAGGGCAAAGAGGAGGAAAUACUGAGGGCACUUUCUCAGAUGUGUAGCACAGACACAGGACUGACCUUCGCUGCAGUUCACUGCUUGUCUGGAAAGCGACAAGGGAGUCUCGUGCUUUACCGGGCAAAUACGUAUCCCCGAGAAACGCUGGGGCCUGUCACGUUUCUCUGGAAGCCUAGGAAGACCACGGGGGAUACGUCUGAGGAUAGGCAGCUGUGGAUCUGGCUUCACCCGACCCUUAAGCUGCUUACUAGUAUAGUCUGGUUCUUUGCUUAUAACACCUGUGCCUCUCACGGGCCUCUGCGAUUCAUGAUGGUCAGCAGGCCAGGAGGCGUUCCUGUUUUCCAGGAGGAAGAGGAUGCAGAGGAGACAGCCCAUCACUGGUGGAGCGACACUUGCAAGAGCUCUGAUGGCGCUGUCCUUCAUCAAAGACAAGAAGCCAUCUUUCAGCUGCUGGGAGGAGUCUCCUCACCAGCGGAAAUUCCUGCAGGUACUAUUCUGGGAUUGACAGUGAGGGAUCCGAGAACGAAUUUGCCCCCACAGCGGGCCAAAGCUUUGCCGCAUCCGGAAAGACACCAAGAUAAUGAGCAAGUUAGACAGCUGCUUCUGGAGGGCGUGCCCGUGGAGUGUGCCCACAGCUUCAUCUGGAGCCGUGAUAUCUGUAGGAGUGUCACAGAGAGUAAAAUCUCGGAUCAGGAUUUAAAUCGGAUGAGAAGUGAAUUGCUGGUGCCAGGGUCACAGCUUGUUUUAGGGCCUCAAGAAUCCAAGAUUCCUAUUCUUUUGAUCCAACAGCCAGGAAAAGUGACUGGCGAAGACCGGCUGGGCUGGGGAAGUGGCUGGGAUGUCCUCCUUCCCAAGGGUUGGGGCAUGGCUUUUUGGAUUCCAUUUAUCUACCGAGGUGCAAGAGUUGGGGGGUUGAAAGAGACGACAGUGCAUUCUCAGUAUCGAAGAUCACCUAACAUCCCAGGUGACUUCCCAGACUGCCUUGCUGGGGCUCUGUUUGCUGAAGAUCAAGCUAAGGAUCUUCUAGAAAGCUACAAAAGACGCCCUCCUGCCAAAAGGCCCAACUAUGUUAAGUUUGGCACGUUGGCACCUUUCUGCUGUCCCUGGGAGCAGCUGACUCAGGACUGGGAGUCCCGGGUUCAGGCCACAGAGGCAUCUCCUAUAACCUCAGUACCUGGUGCUCAAGACAACCCAAGACAACUCGCAGUGUCCUGUGUCUCUGAAGAGCUCUGCCAGUCUAAUGAGGCAGAUAUAUCAGAAAACCACCCCACAAAGCCAGAAGACACAGGCUGUCAAGCACAGGCAGGGACCGAGAUGGUCUUAGAGCACAGUGCCAGUGAGAGCCACGCCGCUGCCGCUAGCUGGCUCUGUGUUCUGCGGAGUAGGAAAUUACUGAAGCAACUCUCUGCUUGGUGUGGGCCCAGUUCUGAGGCCAGGCGGGCUCCCUGCAGUGGCCAGCGAGAACUGACCAGAAAGGCCUACUUGUCCAUUCUGGAUGAUUUCCCCAGAGCCCUGGUGUGGGUCAGCCUGUCCCUGCUCAGAAAGGGCAGCCCUGAGCCUCGCGCCAUGAUCUGUGUCCCGUCCAAAGAGGACCUGCUCCAGCUCAGUCAGAAUUCUUGUUACCAUGGACCCGUGGAAUCAAGACACAGCGACCCAUUCAAAAGCCUGAUUCUGAAAGAGAAAGAAAAGAAGAAAAUGGAGAAGAGGCAGAGCCGAGAGCUCGCUGCCUCCACGGGCCUGGCAGCCGGGGCGCCCACAGCUGAGCAGGAAGCUCUGAUAAGGGGGCUUUGGUCCGGCCCCCUCCCGGGACUGACGUCACACUGCUCCAGAGUCCUCCUGGGCUUCGUCACACAGGGGGAUUUCUCUAUGGCCGUGGGCUGUGGAGAAGCCUUGGGGUUUGUUAGAUUGACUGGCUUGCUGGAAAUGCUGUCCAGCCAGCCGGCAGCCACAAGGGGCCUGGUGCUGCUGCGACCACCCGCCUCUCUGCAGUAUCGGUUUGCAAGAAUUGCCAUUGAGGUGUGAAUUCGGGUUCUAUGGAAUCUGUGCCUGGCUGGACAUGGAGCGCAGCUGUUUUUGUUGACUCCCGUGGGAGUCUUGGCUGCUUUUGUCGUCUGUUACAGUGUGCAGCUUGAAACAAGAAUUAAAAUGAUACAGUUAUGUGGAUGGCAGUCGGUUUACCUUAUCUUAAUAAUCUGUUCCCAUCUUUUCCUUACCCGGAAUAUGUUCAGUUGUUUAAUGUGUUAGAUGAACACUUUGUAUUAAAGUAAUGUGACCCACCCCAGA